Molecule: messenger RNA, 3481 nt
Organism: Anguilla anguilla (European eel)
Lineage: Eukaryota; Metazoa; Chordata; Actinopteri; Anguilliformes; Anguillidae
Product: anoctamin-1-like
Exons: 28
Coding region: 45-3446 (1133 amino acids)
Biological process (GO): chloride transmembrane transport
Cellular component (GO): plasma membrane
Molecular function (GO): chloride channel activity; protein dimerization activity
Source: RefSeq, a predicted model, not a curated record
UCAGCGUAAGUUUGGUCUGACCAUUAGCCUGACCUCGAGCUCUCAUGGAAUUAGCCCCUCGCAAGUUAAGCCUGUGCGGGACCAGGAGUGGACUAUACACGAUAACCUCACUCCCAGGUCUCCCUGCCCGUGGAUCCUCUCACCCACCAGCUCUGCUACCCCUCACGGGAAAGAUGGCAAAAAGAGCAGCUCCGGGCGUCGAGACACCACGUGAUGGUCCGGAUCGAGGCAGGGUCACCACUGCCAUGAGCGAGUCUUCCUCGAUCCACAGCGACAAAUUCCUCUCUUUGCCGCGCGGACCGUCAGAAGUGGACCUGGACAUGAUCAACGGUGUGUUCGAUCCCUUGGACUGCAACGAAGAGCGCCCAGAAACCAAGACUACGAUGCCGCAGAUGUCGGGCAAGGAUGAACUACCUGCGGAGAACUGCGCGGUGGAGGUGCCCGAGGACGGCGGGAGCGGCCUGUUCUUCGCGGACGGGAAGAGGAAGGUGGACUACGUCCUGGUGUUCCCCGGGCGACGGGGCACCUCCAUCCAGGAGUCCCCCGAGCAGCACCGGCUGUCCGUCAUCUCCAACGGCAGCUUCCACGCCUCCGCCGACAAGGCGGAGCCCCGGGCGGCCGACCGCGACCACGGCCACGGUCACGGUCACGGUCACGGUCACGGUCACGCCGACCCCCAGGACGGCGAGGUGAUCCUCGUCAGGGAGGAGUUCGAGUCCGGCCUGCUGGAGGCGGGGCUGGAGAUCGAGCGGGACAAAGAGAAGGGCCACGGGCUGAGCUUCGUCCGGGUGCACGCCCCCUGGCCCGUGCUCUGCAGGGAGGCCGAGUUCCUGAAGGUCAAAGUGGCCACAAAGAAGAGCUACGAGCUGAAGCAGGAGAAGGGGCUCUCGGGCACCCUGUCCGCCAUCUGGCGGACGCUCAACCUGCCGUUCCAGCCCAACGUGCCACAACCCCAGGACCAGGGCCGCAUCAAGUACCUGUCCCACUCUUUCUCCCGGGACAAGCUACACCUAUACGACAUCAAGUGCAAGGACACCUUCUUCGACAACACGACCCGCAGUCGCAUAGUGUACGAGAUCCUGAGGCGCACAGCGUGCUUGCGGACCUGCCAAACCAUGGGUAUCUCCACCUUAAUCGCCAAAGGCGUCUACACAACCGCCUUCCCUCUGCACGACGGCGACUACCACGGGAAUGGCAAGGAUGAACAGAGAAACGACAGACAGAUUCUGCACGAGGAGUGGGCUCGAUACGGGGCCUUCUACAAGUACCAGCCCGUCGACCUCAUCAGGAAGUACUUUGGGGAGAAGAUCGGCCUGUACUUCGCCUGGCUGGGCGUUUACACGCAGCUGCUCAUCCCAGCCUCGGUGGUGGGCAUCAUCGUGUUCUUUUACGGGUGCGCCACCGUGGACGCCAACGUGCCCAGCAUGGAGAUGUGCGACGAGAAGCAGAACUUCACCAUGUGCCCGCUGUGCGACGGGUCAUGCGACUACUGGCACCUCAGCACCGCCUGCAGCACCGCCCGCGCCAGCCACCUCUUCGACAACCCCGGCACCGUCUUCUUCGCCAUCUUCAUGUCCCUCUGGGCGGCCAUGUUCCAGGAACACUGGAAGCGCAGGCAGAUCAGCCUGAACUACAGCUGGGACCUGGCUGGCUUGGAAGAGGAGAAGGACCGAAUGAAGGAACACCCGAGACCAAAAUACGAAACCCUCCUCCUGCAGAAGACCAAGAAAAAGAGGAAGAAUAAAAAGGGCAAAAUCGAGUCGUACCGAGGCUCGGUGGACACGCCGGACGCCGGGAGGGAGAAGUGGAGGCAGAGGUUACUGCUGGCCAUGAACGGGAUGCUGCCGCCAGGAAAUGAGAAGCUAACAUGGAGAGACCGGUUGCCUGGGUACUUCAUCAACAUCUCCUCCAUUUUGUUAAUGUUCGCCGUGACGUUCUCGGCCGUGUUCGGCGUCAUCGUGUACCGCAUCACCCUGUCGGCCAUCAUGGCGAUGAGCCCGGACCCCGAGGUCAAGUCCAACGUGCGCGUGACGGUCACGGCCACCGCCGUCGUCAUCAACCUGGUGGUCAUCCUCAUCCUGGACGAGAUCUACGGCAGCGUGGCCGUCUGGCUGACCGAGCUCGAGAUCCCCAAAACGGAGACGGACUUCGAGGAGCGUCUGAUCCUGAAGGCCUUCCUGCUGAAGUUCAUGAAUGCGUACGCCCCCAUCUUCUACGUGGCCUUUUUCAAGGGAAGGUUCGCCGGCCGACCGGGGAACUACGUCUACGUCUUCAACCACUAUCGCAUGGAGGAGUGUGCUCCGGGAGGCUGCCUGAUAGAGCUCUGCAUUCAGCUGAGCAUCAUCAUGCUGGGGAAGCAGCUGAUUCAAAACAACAUCUUUGAGAUUGGCAUCCCGAAGCUGAAGAAGCUGUACCGGUCUCUGAAGGACAAGGGCUCGGACCCAGAGCAGGUGGACGAGCAGACCCAGCGCUGGCACCAGGACUACAGGCUGGAGCCCUUCCAGGGGCUCACCCCCGAGUACAUGGAGAUGAUUAUCCAGUUCGGGUUCGUCUCCCUCUUCGUGGCUUCCUUCCCCCUGGCUCCGCUCUUCGCCCUGCUGAACAACGUCAUCGAGAUCCGCCUCGACGCCAAGAAGUUCGUCACCGAGCUCCGGCGGCCGGACGCCGUGCGGACCAAAGACAUCGGUAUCUGGUACAACAUUCUCAGUGGGAUGGGGAAGUUCUCUGUCAUCAUAAACGCCUUCGUCAUCUCCUUCACCUCGGACUUCAUCCCGCGCCUGGUCUACCUGUACAUGUACAGCGACUCGGGCAGCAUGCACGGCUUCAUCGACCACACCCUCUCCUACUUCAACGUCAGCAACUUCAAGCCGGGCACCGCGCCCGACUUCACCCCGGCCGACCGCGAGGUGGUGUACUGCAGGUAUAAGGACUACCGGGAGCCGCCCUGGUCUCCCCAGGCCUACCAGUUCUCCAAGCAGUACUGGUCCGUCCUGGCCGCCCGCCUGGCCUUCGUCAUCGUCUUCCAGAACCUGGUGAUGUUCCUGAGCAUGCUGGUGGACUGGAUGAUCCCGGACGUGCCCAAGGACAUCAGCGAGCAGAUGAAGCGGGAGAAGACCAUGCUGGUGGACGUCUUCCUGAAGGAGGAGAAGGAGAAGAUCCAGCUGCUGCAGAACCUGUUCCUCAAGGACCCGUCGGGGCGGAGCCAGGGCCGGACCCCGCCCCCGGGCCAGCAGCUGCCGGGGCAACAGCCGGGGGGGGGCGGGGUGGUGGCGGCAGCAGCAUCAGCAGCAGCCGGCCGAGCACACGCCCCGGACCCGCGCCCGGGCGGCCAGCUUCAGCCAGUUCAGCCGGCAGCCGUCGCCCGGGAAACCGGUGAAGCACACGGACGUGUGAGCCAGGGGGGCGUGCGUCUGUGUGUGUGUGUGUGUGUGGCUGCGCGUGUGUGAGGGUGGGUGUGUCUGUGCAAGUGUGUGGGUGCGUG